Didymodactylos carnosus is the source of this 573-nucleotide messenger RNA. The record is from the annotation of a GenBank genome assembly. Lineage: Eukaryota; Metazoa; Rotifera; Eurotatoria; Philodinida; Philodinidae.
AUGUGGUGUUCUUGCGAAAACGUUUCUCAUUCAUUUCUUUUUUUAAGUCAAUUGAUAUUUUAUUUAUCUGGAUGGUUCGAAUAUGUUGGUGAAAAUGAAUAUUUCUGUGAAAUCAAUUUUAUAAAUAUAGUUCGUGUGGCUAUUUCAACCAUAAUUGUCUACGGUAUACCAAUGAGUUUCUUAGCUGUAAUUUAUCUAUGGAUAUCGCAAUAUGUUCGCACAACAACAUCAACAGUAUCAACCGUACAACAUCGUAUGCAUAUAAAACGUCAUACGGAAAUGUUAAAACGUGUUCUAAUACCCGUUUUUAUUUUAUUAGCACUUGGUACACCGUGUAUAUUAUUUAUCGUAUCGGCAGCCAUAGAAAAUAAUGGUACAAUCAAUUACUUAUGUUAUCGUAUCUCUUUUUUUUUCGUUUCAUUAGGAACUAACAUUAUGCCUAUAGCUAUUAUUCUGCUAACACCAAAUUUGAAAGCAGCAAUCGGAAGAAGAAGAAGUCGAAAGAUCACUUCAAUAACUGUAUUGGGCACCAAAACUCUUACUGUUCCCACGUUGAAUCUAGAUAGUGGUUGA